Molecule: messenger RNA, 652 nt
Organism: Musa acuminata AAA Group (dessert banana)
Lineage: Eukaryota; Viridiplantae; Streptophyta; Magnoliopsida; Zingiberales; Musaceae
Product: cytochrome b-c1 complex subunit 6-1, mitochondrial-like
Exons: 5
Coding region: 178-387 (69 amino acids)
Biological process (GO): mitochondrial electron transport, ubiquinol to cytochrome c
Source: RefSeq, a predicted model, not a curated record
GGGGAACUAUAAAACGCGUCUUCUUCCCCCAAAGUUUCGAUUCUUCUUCCCCGAUCUCCUGUUCGGCUACGGCGGCUGCUCUACCCUGCUCGGUUCAAGCAGGGCGACCUAUUUGUUUUCCAAAUAGUUGGCAAUUGUCUGGUGCCGCAUCCGAUACAUCAGCUUUUGCGAACUAUAAUGGCGGACGAGGAACCAGUCGAUCCAAAGCAGUACCUUGAGGAAACUUGCAAACCAAAAUGUGUUCGGCCUUUACGUGCAUAUCAGGCAUGCGUUGAGAGAAUCAAAGGAGAUGAGACCGGGCAUAAGCAUUGCACUGGGCAAUAUUUUGAUUACUGGAAAUGUGUUGACGACUGUGUUGCACUGAAGCUUUUUGUCAAACUGAAGUGAUCGGGAAAAAUCUAUUGUUCACAAAUUUUCAGUCAGUUGCGGUUUUAAUUUAUAAUGGCAGGAUUAGUGGUUGUGGAAACCUUUGCAAGGAAGUAAUAAGGAACAGUUCUCUUGAAACAACUGCUAUGGUGUUCCUGUGAUCAGCACUAAGAGCAGACUUAUUUCAUCAUUUAUUUUUAUCUGUAAUAUCAACUUUGACAUUUGUUUGGUUCCCAAUAUUUCGAAGUUGAGUGAAACUUUGGUCCUUUGGCCAACUUUUGAAGAA